Molecule: messenger RNA, 2106 nt
Organism: Tribolium castaneum (red flour beetle)
Lineage: Eukaryota; Metazoa; Arthropoda; Insecta; Coleoptera; Tenebrionidae
Gene: hpo
Product: hippo
Exons: 8
Coding region: 147-1685 (512 amino acids)
Biological process (GO): regulation of MAPK cascade; intracellular signal transduction; protein phosphorylation
Cellular component (GO): cytoplasm
Molecular function (GO): ATP binding; protein serine/threonine kinase activity
Source: RefSeq, a predicted model, not a curated record
CGCCUGCGUACUAGACCCGGCAGACUCGCAACAUUUGACUGUAUUCAACAUGGAGAUUUUGAUUACAAGAACAUAUAAUUUCUAGAUAAGUUCCAAUUAAAGAUGUGUAGUGUGUUUGGUCUUACGUGUGAUUUGUAAUAAAUAAAAUGUCUUCCAAGAGUGAAUUGAAGAAACUGUCUGAGGAGAGUUUGACUCGUCAGCCGGAGGAAGUUUUCGAUAUAAUAUGCAAGCUGGGGGAGGGAUCUUACGGGAGUGUUUACAAAGCACUCCACAAGGAAUCUGGCCAAGUAUUAGCAAUUAAACAAGUACCUGUGGAUACCGAUCUUCAAGAAAUCAUCAAAGAAAUCUCAAUCAUGCAACAGUGCGACAGCCCCUACGUCGUUAAGUAUUACGGGAGUUAUUUCAAGAACACUGAUCUGUGGAUUGUCAUGGAGUACUGUGGGGCCGGCUCCGUCUCCGACAUCAUGAGGCUGCGCAAAAAGACCCUCACGGAGGACGAGAUCGCCACGAUUUUGUCCGACACCCUCAAAGGCCUAGAAUACCUGCAUUUGCGUCGGAAAAUCCACCGGGAUAUUAAGGCCGGUAACAUUUUACUCAAUUCAGAGGGCCACGCGAAGUUGGCUGAUUUCGGCGUUGCCGGGCAACUGACGGACACCAUGGCGAAAAGAAACACUGUGAUUGGAACCCCUUUUUGGAUGGCUCCCGAAGUUAUACAAGAAAUAGGAUACGACUGUGUUGCUGAUAUUUGGAGUUUAGGAAUUACGGCCCUUGAGAUGGCCGAGGGUAAACCACCCUAUGGUGAUAUUCACCCCAUGAGAGCAAUAUUCAUGAUCCCAACCAAGCCGCCCCCUUCGUUCCGGGAGCCUGACAAGUGGUCGCCCGAAUUUAUCGACUUUGUUAGCGUUUGUCUUGUUAAAAAUCCCGAGGAAAGGGCGAGUGCCACUGAUUUACUCAGUCAUGUAUUUAUAGGUAAUGCUAAGCUCCCUAGUAUUCUAAGCCAAAUGAUUCAAGAAGCACACGAAAUUAGAGAAAACCAAAGUUAUAGGAAUGUAUCCUCUGCUGCUAACAUUGUAGGCGUUAGGCAGAACAUCACUGAAGAAUCAGAUGAUGAAGUAGCUUUAGGCAAUCAGACUAUUCUUCCUUGUACAGAUGAAGGCACCUUGGUACCCGGCAAAGGUGGCACUUUACUGCCAGUAUCACAGAGUGGUACUUUAGUAGAGCUUGGAACCAUGGUUAUCAACAGUGACGUUGACGAACAAACCAUGAAACGGCAUGACACGGGUUCGAGUCAAGGCGGCAAGAAAUACCGGCCGUUGUUUUUGGAGCACUUUGACAAAAAGGAGGCGGAAGGUAACGGCGUCGUGACGCCUACGACGCUUGAUGGUCCCGAAAUCGUGCCUGACGAGCAACGUUUCCAAAGUCAUUUUCAUGUACAGUUAAACCAAGUGCCGUCGCCUCAACAGGCCCAACCUCAAGAACAAAAAGCACAAUUUCAUCGGCCUUUCUCAGAUGGUGAUUUUGAAUUUUUGAAGUUUUUGAGUUUCGAGGAGUUGCAACAGAGGAUGGCCAAAUUAGAUUUAGAUAUGGAGAGAGAAAUAGACGAACUUCGUAGGAGGUAUCAGAUUAAAAGACAGCCGAUUUUAGAUGCAAUGGAUACGAAGCGGAAGCGACAACAGAAUUUCUGAACUGUUGGCUCGUUGCAAUGGAAUAUGGUGCUCAAAAAGUUAGGUUUUUUAAUACUUGCCAUUUAGUUUAUCUUUGUUGCUUUUUGAGCCGAAUAUCGUGGUGAGGAAACAAGAUGUGUUCCUACUUAUUGUACUUAAUCAGUUACGUACAGUUUUUAAUAUGUUAUUCUCAAUUUUAUUUCACUAGAUUAAAAUGUUUUGCCAUACCGGAUGCACCAGUUAAACAUUUUAGUUAAUCAUUAAUUUUAAUAAAAUUGCCUUCACGACAAGUUUGAGCUUUUAUCAGUGUUAUUUUUGUACAGUCAUUUUAACUCUAGGUUAUAACCUGUACGAUAAGUACGCUUGCUGUGCCUUUAGUAGUACCUAGGAUUAAGUACGAGUGUAACCAUAUUUUUUGAUCAAAUAAAAUUCAUAACUAAUA